This is a messenger RNA of Thecamonas trahens ATCC 50062, 2835 nucleotides long. RefSeq lists its product as uncharacterized. Gene Ontology annotation, molecular function: GTPase activator activity; peptide-methionine (R)-S-oxide reductase activity. The coding region runs from base 10 to 2835 and encodes 941 amino acids. Gene Ontology annotation, cellular component: cytoplasm. The transcript has 3 exons. NCBI's taxonomy places the organism in Eukaryota, Apusomonadida, Apusomonadidae. The record is from RefSeq and is a predicted model, not a curated record. Gene Ontology annotation, biological process: small GTPase-mediated signal transduction.
GGAGAUUGGAUGGAAAACAGCGCGAAACUGGCGGAUGCGCUCGCCACGUUCUCUGUCGUGGUAGAGGGCCAGGCAUCAGCUGGACUAAGCCGAGCAUGGACGACAUGCCAAGACGUCAUCCAUGCCUUCCAAUCCACCACUCUUGCCCGUCUUGCCGAAGUUGAAGCAUUGCUCAAUGGGCGCAAUGAUAAGCGGUCGGGCGCAGAGCGCGGAGCAGCAGCGCCGGCAGCGGGACUGGUGGCGGUUCGUGGUGGCGAGACGGCGGUUUGGGGAAAGGCGCAGUAUGCUGUGGCUCAUUCGUUCCUUCUUCAAUUGUUCCGCAAGGCCAAGGAGUCCAAGCCCAUGGUCUCUCUCUAUCUUGGUGCGUAUGGCUAUGGUCGGGUGCCCAUCGAUCUGGCUCCGCCGGAUCAGCCUAUCCUCUUCUACAUUGUUCGCCCAUCGUUUGCGGGUGGGGUCUCGGCCGAGGCUCGUGGCCGCGCCAUCUCCGUCGCUGUCGGUGGCAGCCAUCAUGAUGGCGACGAGUCGUCUGCUGGCCUGCUGGGCAUUGCCUCGGCUGCUGCUGCUGCUGCGAGUGGGGGCAGCGGGGGCGGUGGGAGUGGAAGCGGCGAGAGCGAGCGGACGAUUGCGGCCAAGGCAGCGCGCGGCAAGGCGUCACGGUCGGCGUCGACGUCGCUGCUGCGGUCGAGCGUGAACCACGAGUGGACGCUGUUCAAGGUGGUUCCGGCGUCGAAAAAGGUCGAUGCCGAGGCACUGAUGGCCGAGUCGGAGGCGUGGCUCUCCGCGCUGGCCACGUUUGCGUCGCUGGGGGAGGUCGAGAUGCCGGCGUCGCUGCGGGAGCAGCUGACCGCCGAGGCGCUCAAGCGCAAGGCGGUGCGCGAGGCGGCGGCGGCAGCCGAGGCUGCGGCUGCGGCCAAGGCCGACAAGCGGCCGGCGGCCGAGCAGGCAGCUGACGCGCGGGUCCACGGCUGGCUGCAGAAAAAGCAAGCCAAGGGCGCCGGAUGGAACAAGCGGUACUUUCUGCUUGUCGGCUCGACGCUCAUGUAUUUUCGCAAGGACCGCGAUGUCAAGCCCGCCGAGGCCAUCGACGUCAUGUCGCGGAUUGUGGGGCUGGUGCCGGACGAACUGUCGCCGGCUCGGACGGCGCUGUUCAUUGCGCGGCCGGGCGAGCGGUCGUAUAUUCUCGAGGCCGAGUCUGGAGAGCAUGCUAGCGCGUGGGUCGACGGUCUUGUGGCCGGUGGAGCGGCGCGCGGUGAGAUGCCCGACGACGACCAGGCCGCGUUUGCCGAGGCCGUGGCCAAGUCCGAGUCCAAGGUCAAGAAGGUGAAGGAGAAGAAGAAGAAGGAGAAGAAGAAAAAGAAGAAGGAGGCCGCGCCCGAAGCGGUCGGCUAUCCGGUCUUUGGCGUUCCACUCGAGGCGCUUCUCGAGCACCCGCUCACACUCGAGUCGCGCAUCCCCUACCUCCUUGUCUCGUCGAUCCAGUACAUCUGCGACUCGGACGGGUGCGGGCUGGAGGGCAUUUUCCGGCUCUCGGGUGCGGCGUCGGACGUCCAGGUCCUCCGCGACCUGUUCAACAAGCCGGUGCCGUUUGACAUGGAGGAGCUGAGCAUCGACCCGUACACCUCGGCAGCGGUGGUCAAGUACUUUCUCCGCGAGCUGCCUGAGGCGCUUAUGACCCACGCCAAGUACCACGAGCUGGUUGCGGCGGGCGAGGCCGAGUCCAUCGACAUGGACGCCAUCAUGGGCAUUGUCAAGCAGCUGCCUGAAAUCAACCGCGACGUUCUCGCCUUUCUCCUCGGCUUUCUGCAGUACGCCGCCACCUUUGCGUCGACGUCCAAGAUGAGCGCGGCGAACCUGGCCAUUGUUGUUGGCCCAAACCUCAUCCGCUACCCGGACCUCUCGCCGCUGGAGGAGGUCUCGGCCUCCAACUCGGUCAACAAGGUCGUGACUGCGCUCAUCGAGAACGCCGACGCUGUCUGUGCUGCCAUCGACCGCGUCGACUUUUGGAAGGGCGUGCUCGACGAGCACUACACCUUGCAGGACGCAUUUGCCGCCGCCACCGGUACGCUCAUGGAGGAGGACUUUGACUUUGCGCCUGAGGCGCUCACCGUCGAUGAGUCGCUGCCGGCCGAGGUCGGGGUCGAGGUUGAGUCCCCACCGUCACCGGUGCCAUCGCCUGUGCCGUCGCCCGAGCCGGUGGCCGAGCCGGUGGCCGAGCCGUCACCGGUACCAUCGCCCGAGCCGUCGCCCGAGCCGUCGCCCGAGCCAGCCGCACCCGUCUCGAUCUUGUCGUCCAUGAUGUACCACAUCGCUGUCGCCGUCAUCGUCCUCAUCGCAGUCACAGAUGUGGCUCAAUCGACUAUGCUCCAAGCCUGCCCGCCGCUGCAUCCAACCUCUUGCUCGCACCUUGCUUCGCCUACGCCUGAUCUGGCGCUCUUUACGGACGUCUGCCUCCGCCAGUCGAUCUCGGCGGAGCAGCCUACCGACCGCUGCAAGGGCAUCACCACGGGCGUCUUUGCCUGCCGAUGCUGCGGCGCGCCGAUCUUCUCUGCGGUGGACAAGUGCGAGUCCGGCACCGGCUGGCCCUCGUUCACCCGCCCUGUGGUGGCAGGCGCCGUCUGCUCGCCAGCUGGCUCGCGAGCAGUCCGCUGUGCCGCCUGCGGCAUGCACCUCGGCCACGUCUUCCGCGACGCCGGCGCCUUCGGCGAAUGCGUCAACCCGGAGAGCGGGGAGCCGUCGCGGUUCUGCAUCGACGGUGUCUGCCUCGAGCCGCCGGCCAACAGCCUCGGCUGGACUGCCGGCUGCUCGCGGAGCGAAGCGACGUUCCGCGAGCUCUGA